Molecule: messenger RNA, 1911 nt
Organism: Scomber japonicus (chub mackerel)
Lineage: Eukaryota; Metazoa; Chordata; Actinopteri; Scombriformes; Scombridae
Product: platelet glycoprotein V
Exons: 1
Coding region: 1-1911 (636 amino acids)
Cellular component (GO): extracellular matrix
Molecular function (GO): protein binding
Source: RefSeq, a predicted model, not a curated record
AUGUGGCUUUAUUUCAACUGUGCAGGUACCUUGCGGAUGAUACUCAUCGUCCUCUCCCUGCUGCCACACCUCACCUGCAACAUGUCCUGCCCCAGCAGCUGCCUCUGUUAUUCUACAGGUGCUGUCAUGUGUAUUGGUUACAACAUCACAGACAUACCGAGGGAUAUGCCUGAGCACACAUACAUGCUGCUGCUCAAUGACACAAACAUGAAUGUCAUAAAUGAGCGAAGCCUCGAAAACCGGGACCUACUUGUGCGCCUUGGUCUAUCUAACAGUCAUCUACACACCAUCCAUCCCCAGGCCUUCCAAGUCGCUCCACGGCUCAAGUCUGUCAAGCUGUCUUCCAAUGAUCUCUCUACCCUUCCUGCUCGAGUUUUCAGUCCACUGACCACUCUGGAGCAACUCCAUUUAGAUGGGAACCAGUUGGAGACUAUUGCUGCGGAUAUGUUCGAAGGACUUGUGGAGAUGUUGGAUCUGGACUUGAGCCGUAACAAACUGACUAGUCCUGCUUCAGAUGUUUUCAGUGGACUGACCAACCUCACCUUUCUGAACCUUUGUAGGAACUCCAUAAAAAAGUUCCCUCCUACCAUCUUUCACUCCUUGACUAAACUUCGCAGUCUCGCGAUCUAUAACAAUGAGCUAGAGGACUUGGAAGAUGGGAUCUUUGAUGGACUUGUCAACCUUGAGGAGCUAAAAAUCCACCAUAACCAGAUUUCACGUCUUCCACCUCAGGUGUUCUGGUCACUGAGGAAUCUAAAGGUCCUAACUCUUUCCUCCAACCAACUUCACGCUAUCCCAGACAAAAGCUUCUACAACAUGCCCAAGAUGACCCAGCUUACCAUUUACAACAACCCCUUAUUAUCUCUACCAGAGCAGCUGAUGGGCCACAUGCCUGACAUAAGGCAGUUUUAUCUGUAUGGCACUAACCUCACCACUGUUCCUGGAAAUUUGUUUGCUAAUAUGUCGGGGCUGCUGAGUCUCAACUUACAUUUUAACCACAAGCUGAGAGAGUUGCCAUCAAACCUCUUCUGCUGUCUUCCCAACCUUCACAAGCUCUCGCUGAAAUCCAAUGACCUCUAUCAACUCCACCCACAUCUGUUUUCCAGACUAACCGCACUGGCCAUAUUACUUCUCAAUGACAAUAAGCUUCAGAGCCUCCCAGACAAAUUAUUUCAGGGACUUGGAAGGCUUUCAACAAUUGAUUUGAUGACAAACGAUCUCAUGACUCUUCCAGGAGAUAUUUUCUCAUCAAAUAGAGCUUUGGGGAGUCUUACUCUGAGUGAAAACCCUUGGGACUGUACUUGUAGUAUCAGAGGUAUUGCUCGAUGGAUAAGACUUAAUGAGCACACAGUUCUUGACAAAGAAAAUGUGAUGUGCCAUAGUCCACAUCACCAUCUGCUUCUCACUCUUGGCUCUCUGCGUGAUGAGGAGUUCAACUAUUGCGAUGCCACACCCAGCUCAGAAACAUUAGCUGUAACUUCAAUGACAACACCAUCUACAACAACAACAUCAACCACUCCAAGAACCCAACCAAUUACCAUCCCCAGGACCACCCCACCAACAGCACAUACCAAGACCCCAUCGACAUCCCUCCACACUCCCACCACUGUCCAACCUGAUAAAAAGUUUUUCACUGCUGAUAUUCCCUUGGCUCCUAACAUAUCACCUUAUUUCUACGACAAAUUAGUGGUUGAGCAGGGGCCUGAGUUUGUUCACCACAGCUAUCACAAGGGUUGGGUGUAUGUGUGGUUUCUGCCCUCAGAUACGAGCCUGACUGUGUUCCUCAUGUUUUGUCACAUCCUCCUUGUGGUCACAGGCUUGCUCCUCAUUCUAGCUGCCAUAUAUGGUAUGUAUCGCCUUGGCAACACCAUGGAAGAAAUAAAGGCUGAACGGGCACAAAUUUAUGGGUAA